Messenger RNA from Mangifera indica (mango), 720 nucleotides. Its product is annotated as monothiol glutaredoxin-S9-like. The transcript has a single exon. The coding region runs from base 185 to 493 and encodes 102 amino acids. Lineage: Eukaryota; Viridiplantae; Streptophyta; Magnoliopsida; Sapindales; Anacardiaceae. Gene Ontology annotation, cellular component: nucleus; cytoplasm. The record is from RefSeq and is a predicted model, not a curated record.
CUUAAGCUUUAAAUCCUUUUCUCUAUUGCCUACUUUUUCCUUCCCCUGCCUCCAUCCUUACCCUAUCAAUAGACAAAAUUCAGCUUAUGGUAUUUAGAUCUUAAGAGCAAAUCUAAAGUAACCCACCCGCGUUAAUUUUAUCUGUCAAGAGAAAAUUUUGCACUAAGCAAGAAGCAUUCUAAUUAUGGAUAAGAUAACAAGGUUGGCGUCGGAGAAAGGAGUGGUAAUAUUCAGCAAGAGCUCAUGUUGCAUGUGUUAUACAGUCAACAUUUUAUUUCAGGAACUUGGAGUGAGCCCAGUGGUUCAUGAGAUCGACCAGGAUCCUGAAGGCAGGGAAAUGGAGAAAGCUCUGAUGAGGCUGGGGUGUAACGAGCCUGUACCAGCUGUGUUCAUUGCUGGGAAACUAAUAGGAUCCACCAACGAAGUCAUGUCUCUCCAUCUAAGUGGCAAUCUGAUUCCACUGGUUAGGCCUUAUCAGCGGGCUGUGUCUUAAAUCAUAUACUUCAGUAUCACAUUGAUGAAUAAAAUUGGCACAGAUUAGUAGUUUAGUGUGCCCUUUGUGUGUAGCUUAAGAAGCUUGUUAUGCCCCAAAACCUUUAUAUAUAUGUGUGUGUGUGUGUGUGUGUGUGUUACCCUUCUUAAUGAAGUACAGCUUUAUAUAUAUUUAUGUUGUCAAGCUUUUCAUACGAUUUAAAUAAUGGAUAAAUCAGCUUUUGAACA